Trichogramma pretiosum is the source of this 2626-nucleotide messenger RNA. RefSeq names its product probable G-protein coupled receptor Mth-like 1. Gene Ontology annotation, molecular function: G protein-coupled receptor activity. The coding region runs from base 342 to 2144 and encodes 600 amino acids. Gene Ontology annotation, biological process: cell surface receptor signaling pathway; G protein-coupled receptor signaling pathway. Gene Ontology annotation, cellular component: membrane. NCBI's taxonomy places the organism in Eukaryota, Metazoa, Arthropoda, Insecta, Hymenoptera, Trichogrammatidae. The record is from RefSeq and is a predicted model, not a curated record. The transcript is spliced from 7 exons.
AUACAUAUAUACAUCAUAGCGCUUGUGUGUAUAUACUGUAUCAGAUUGGUUUGGGUAAAAGAGAGAGAGGGGCUCUCAGCAGCUUACCGCGUGUGGCAACUUGUCGGUUCAUUCAUCUGCAGCCCAGCAUCAGUCAGUAAUGUUUUGACCGUGGACUCGUCGCGACACGGAGUAUGAACGUGCCUCCACUCGAAGCGCGAGUCUAUUUUUCUUUACGAAAAAAAAACAGUUUGCCUUGGUGAUUGUUUAUAAAAGUUGAUGGGGCAUCCUUCGUGUUCGUGAAUUAUACAGUGUCUAGUGUUGGUGAUAACUAUUGUGCCCCAGUGAUUGAUUUGUUUACAAUGAUAAUGAAUAAGCGGUUGGUGCUUCUGGCACUGCUGAUGCUAGCUUGCGACCUUCGGCUCAGCAGUGCCGACGACGAUGACCAUAAACAAGUGGAUAUUCAACGAUGCUGUCGAGAGAACGAGGACUUCCAGGAUCCAGGCAAAUACGCGGACGGCUCGUUGCACUGUGUACCCAGUCGCGAGCCCUUAAAGCUCGACAUCUUCUCGCCGGAGACGGCCGACUAUUUGCCCGAACCCCCGAUCUCCUGGCGAUUCCUCGAGAACAGGAGGCCGGUUUGCGCCGAUCACGAGCAAUUGCAAUACUUUGGCUCCACCCCGUACACUCAGUAUCCGUUGAUGGAUUCCGGCAUGCUUAUCAUCGAGGUCGGUAGCGAGACGAGCCUCGAUCCCUCGCAAUACUGCGUCGGCUCGCAGAAGUUCCUGGCCUGCGUGCCAAGAAGGAACGAGAGCCUCCAGGCAGCUGCCACCAUGAAGCCGAAAUUAAGGAAGUGCUGCGGUCCCGAUGCCACUUACUCAAGAUCUUCGUGUGUUCACGUAGCUCACGAAGACGAGGUCUUGAUGGUGGCUAACUAUAUCUUCGCCAUGGAAAUGUACCCAAAGGUCGACCUGAUCAGCGGUUUCCCGACCAACUGCGAAAUGGGUUACACGAUCGUGGGUGAUUAUAAUGCGACAUUCCUUCAGGAGAAUGGGGGACUCCAGAUGCCAGGAAAAAGUAUACCCCCCGAGGAAUUUUGCCUCGACGUCAUUCAACAGGAUUCAGAGAUCUCGAACGACCCGUGGAAGCUGGUCAAAAUCUUUGGGUGUUUCCAGCCCGAUGAAAGAGAGUCUAAAGUCGUAAAACAAGACAUACGAUUCAAAUUGUAUCCAGUUUGCUUAAUCAUUAGCGCCAUAUUCUUGGCGGCGACAUUGGUCAGCGGCUGGUUUCAAUCCAACUCGCAUCAUCUGCUGCACUGGAGAUGUCAGACGUAUCAUGUCAUGUGCCUCAUGCUCGGUGAUAUUACCAUGGCAAUGAUCCAGCUGGGAGGAACGUCGAUAAAUGACGAAUUCUGCCGCGUCUUAGCAACCUUGGCUCAUUUCUUCUUUUUAUCGACAUUUUUCUGGCUGAACACGAUGUGCUUCAACAUUUGGUGGACAUUCAGAGAUUUGAGACCAACGAGUUUCGCUAAACAUCAAGAAGUACGUCGUCUCAAGUAUUAUGUAGUCUAUGCUUUUGGCUGUCCAUUUUUAAUUGUAGCGCUUGGCGCUAUGCUGGAUCAAUUGUCAAUCUCGUACGAUUACGACUUCCUUCGGCCACGUUUUGGUGAUAAGCAGUGCUGGUUUUACGGAAACAUGGAGAUCCUUGCUUACUUCUUUGGUCCAAUUGGUUUGUUGCUGAUGAUUAAUGUUUUAUUUUUCCUUUCGACUGCUCAUGAAUUGACUUGUGGUCUGUGGAAAGGAGAUAUUAUCAAAAGUACAUCUGAACGAGCCAAAUUGGGCAAAGUUUGCUUGAAGCUAGUCAUCCUCAUGGGCGUUCCAUGGAUAUUCGACGUGAUUUCGUGGAUGGCGGGAGGACCCAACUAUUUUUGGUACGUGACGGACCUAUGUAACGCAGCCCAGGGCGUGCUGAUUUUCAGCGUCGUGGGCUGCCGUCCACAGCUUUGGGCGGCGUUCAAGCGGCUCUUUGUGAAAAAACCUCAAACCCACUUCAGUAGCAAAGUUAACGCUGUGAGCAUGACGAGCCAUGGGAAUCCCAGCGCUGUCGACGAUAGCAUGACGCGCGGUGCGAGCACCAAACUCGAAGGAAUCGAGACUAUUUGUUGAGGGAACAAAGAAUCAUUAUCGAGUCCUAGAUAGCCAAUUUUUUCUAGAUCUAAAACGUUUCUGGAAUAGUUUGUUGUUGUUUAUUACUAGAAUAAUGUUAAGAGUUAUUUCAAAAUAGCAUAAUCCAAUGUAAUUUUACUGAGUUCACUGGUUUGAGUAAGUAUUUAAUAUGCUGCUUUUGUUUGUUAAGAUGACUGAAAAGCAACACUUCUUGUCAAUGUUUGAUGAAAACUGUAAAGUAUUUUAGAGAAAUGAUAGGACCUAAUGUUACCAUUUUAUUAUUAUCUAUAACGUAAUAGCUGUAGAUUUUGCACUGAUAAAUAUUAAACGUGUACUUAUUGCUGUGAUAUAUAUUAUAAUUUUUACAUGUAGGAAAAUUAUAGAUUUUAACGUUUUUACGGAUGAGUCAAUGUAUUUGGAUGAUUUAGUAAAUACACGAUUUCAAGUAUUUUUCAAUAAAAUGCAUUGUUUAAUCAACUGAA